Molecule: messenger RNA, 1593 nt
Organism: Colletotrichum lupini
Lineage: Eukaryota; Fungi; Ascomycota; Sordariomycetes; Glomerellales; Glomerellaceae
Product: acid phosphatase
Exons: 9
Coding region: 1-1593 (530 amino acids)
Biological process (GO): lipid metabolic process
Molecular function (GO): phosphoric diester hydrolase activity
Source: RefSeq, a predicted model, not a curated record
AUGUCGCUCUUGGGAAGAAAUACAGUUAAUGCGUUCAACUCGGACUGGUCUGUCAAGGUCAGCUACAAUACAGAUCCUGUCGCAAUCGAUGGCGAGAGCCCACGUGGAUCAUCUCAACGACGUUCUCAUCCCGCCAUUGGCCGACCCCUCCUUAGGCCUGCCAAGUUGGGAAGCUGUUUCCUCCAAGCAAUGUGCGGGGCACAGCGGACAACGGCUUCCGGUGGUGGGGCAUCUCUCAUUCCGCCUUGGUCUGCAUCCUGUCACUCAUAUAACCUUUUCAGAGCUGGUCCUUCACUCAAAUCCACGUGCCCUGACUUGACCCGAGGCUUGAACGGAGCUCUCGGUCGCUCUUGGCGAUCUCGAAUGCAACCUUUUGUUGCUGUUGUUCUCCUCAUCUUACCCCUCGUCGCCAUGUCGCCUAUGUCAAGCCUGGCCCUCAAAGCUGCUCUCCUGCUCCCUCUCGUGAGCGCCGCUUCAUGCAGCAAUGAGUCCUACACCCACAAUGGCCUCACCUGGUCCCGUGGCAUCCGGAUGAACCAGGUUCAAGUCGUAGGCACGCACAACUCGUACCAUCGCGAGGCCCCGCUUGAGGAGCACCCAACCCAGGCGAAGAUGCUUCCCAACGUCCAGAACUACUACUACUCCCACCCAUCCCUUGAUAUACAGCUCAACUACCAGUCCAUCCGCAACCUUGAGCUCGACAUCUUUGCCGACCCUGAGGGAGGCCACUACGCCACGCCCCUCAUCCGCAAGCUUGCGAACCUCUCCACGACUCCAGACCCCGAUCUCCUCGCUCCAGGAAUCAAAGUCCUCCAUGUCGCCGACGCAGACUAUCACCCUACCUGCAAGACAUUCAUCGGGUGCUUGAGUAUCGUCAAGAAGUGGAGCCAGGCGCACCCGGACCAUGUCCCCAUCCCCUUCAUGAUCGAGUUCAAGACCUCCGAAGCCGCCUUCGCAGCAAUCGGCGGUGCGUCUCAGAUCUCCUGGAACGAUACGGCACUUCUCAAGGGCCUCGAUGAUGAGAUCCGUAGUGUCUUUGCGCCCGGGGACCUUGUUACCCCGGACGACAUCCGUAGGGGCAACUUGACGCUGGAGCAGUCUGUCUUGCAGUAUGGGUGGCCUGACUUGGAGAGUGCCCGUGGUCGUGUGCUGUUCUUGAUGGACAACGGACCCGUCAACCCAAUUCGUGACUCUUACACCGAGGGCCGACCUAACCUUGAAGGCCGUAUUCUCUUCACAAACUCCGCGCCCGGAAACUCUGACUGCGCGUUCCAAAAGCUCAAUGACCCCACUGGCACCGAGCAGGCCAAUAUCCAGGCGCAGGUCAAGGCGGGCUACUGGGUCCGCACACGCGCCGACAUCCCGCUCGAUACGCUGCUGUCCAACGACACGACGGGGAUGCGUGAGGAUGCGUUCUCCAGCGGUGCGCAGAUCAUGUCGACCGAUUUCCAGGCCUACGGCAUGAGCAGCCGCUGGAACGUCGACUAUGCCGCUCGCUUCGAAGGUGGUGCGGCGGUGCGAUGCAACCCCAUCAAUGGGCCCGCCAAUUGCGCGAACGAGGCGUUGGAGCCGGUUUCGUAUGUCCGCAACUAG